Peromyscus eremicus (cactus mouse) is the source of this 669-nucleotide messenger RNA. Its product is annotated as glutathione S-transferase alpha-4-like. The transcript is spliced from 2 exons. Gene Ontology annotation, molecular function: glutathione transferase activity. NCBI's taxonomy places the organism in Eukaryota, Metazoa, Chordata, Mammalia, Rodentia, Cricetidae. The coding region runs from base 1 to 669 and encodes 222 amino acids. Gene Ontology annotation, biological process: glutathione metabolic process; xenobiotic metabolic process. The record is from RefSeq and is a predicted model, not a curated record.
AUGGAAGCCAAACCCCAACUCUAUUACUUUUGCGGCAGAGGCAGGAUGGAGUCCAUCCGCAGGCUGCUGGCUGCAGCAGGAAUGGAGUUUGAAGAAGAAUUUCUUGAGACAAGAGAACAGUAUGAGAAGUUGCAAAAGGAUGGGUGCCUGCUUUUUGACCAGGUACCUUUGGUUGAAAUGGAUGGAAUGCUGCUGACACAGUCUAGAGCCAUCUUCAGCUACCUUGCUGUGAAGUACAACUUGUAUGGGAAGGACCUGAAGGAGAGAGCCAGAAUUGACAUGUAUACUGAUGACACCCUGGACCUGAUGAUAAUGAUCACCUCUGCUCCAUUCAAACCCCCUGAGGAAAAAGAGGAGAACUAUGCUUUAAUUGUGAAGAGAGCUGAAACCCGUUACUUCCCAGUCUUUGAAAAGAUUUUAAAAGACCACCGGGAAGCUUUUCUUGUUGGCAACCAGCUCAGCUGGGCAGACAUUCAGCUGUUAGAAGCCAUUUUUUUUUUUUUUUGGCCAAUGACACCAGGAAACAAAUUGGUUCUAGAACUGCUGGGGACCAGCCUGAGCAGUUUCGGGGGUUCGAAGGACGGGAUACCCGGAAGACACAGUAAUGAUUCAGAGACAGUGCUCUUGCAAGCUGACAGGUCACUUCUGGCUUCUGCAGUUGCUAAGUAG